Stegodyphus dumicola is the source of this 742-nucleotide messenger RNA. RefSeq names its product protein RRP5 homolog. The record is from RefSeq and is a predicted model, not a curated record. Gene Ontology annotation, biological process: rRNA processing. NCBI's taxonomy places the organism in Eukaryota, Metazoa, Arthropoda, Arachnida, Araneae, Eresidae. Gene Ontology annotation, cellular component: small-subunit processome; nucleolus. Gene Ontology annotation, molecular function: RNA binding; protein binding.
AGUGGUGUAAUUUGUUUUUGUUUUCCUUGAGCACGUUGGUAAUUGAUCUGUCUACAUGUAUUGCAGUUGUUUGUUGAAUUUUUGAAUAGUACCUUCUUUUUCCUCUCUCUUGCACUGUAGUUAAUUAAAUGUUAUGCUUCGUUGUAUUUUGUAAUUGUCUAGAACAUAAAUAAUGAAGAUUAAAGAAUUUGAUCCAGGAAAUUCUGUGUAUGAAAAUAUUCAGAGCCAAGAUGAAGCUGAAACUUUAGUAACCACAUACCCUAAUAGUUCAAAAGCAUGGCUGUUGUAUAUGGUGUACUGCCUUAAACAUGCUGAGGUCAACAAGGCAAGAGCAGUAACAAAGAGAGCUUUACAAACAAUAAAUUUCAGAGAGGACAAAGAAAAACUAAAUAUUUGGAAAGCUUUGCUGAAUCUUGAACUACAUUAUGGCACUGAUGAAUCUGUAGACAAUGUUUUAAAAGAAGCUUUGGUGUAUAAUGAUCAAGGAGUGAUAUAUAAUCAUAUGCUGGAUGCUUACAUCAGUUUCGAAAAGACAGAGGAUUUAAAGAAACUUUCAAAUGUUAUAUUAAAGAAAUUAAAAAAUGACAAAGAAGUGUGGAUAAAAUUUAUGACCUAUUAUAUGAAGAUUGGAAAGCAAAAAGAAGCAAGAAACUUUUUGUCUAGAAGCCUCCAGAGUGUUCCCAAUAGAGAACGUAUGUAUAAUAUUUCAAGUUUCCCUUUUUUUCUCUUUAAGAAUAUCCAG